Messenger RNA from Oryctolagus cuniculus (rabbit), 1213 nucleotides. RefSeq names its product proteasome 20S subunit alpha 8 (gene PSMA8). Gene Ontology annotation, cellular component: proteasome core complex, alpha-subunit complex; proteasome core complex. Gene Ontology annotation, biological process: ubiquitin-dependent protein catabolic process. Lineage: Eukaryota; Metazoa; Chordata; Mammalia; Lagomorpha; Leporidae. The record is from RefSeq and is a predicted model, not a curated record.
GCGUGCGUGAGCACUUCCGGGUGGGCGCCAGCAGCUACUCACCACCGUUUGCGUCGGUAUCGCGUGUUUCUGGGUGGGCGUCCUUGUCCGCUCCAAUGGCAUCUCGGUACGACAGGGCAAUCACUGUCUUCUCCCCGGACGGACACCUUUUCCAAGUGGAAUAUGCUCAAGAAGCGGUGAAGAAAGGAUCCACAGCGGUUGGAAUUCGGGGUACCAAUAUUGUUGUGCUUGGAGUAGAAAAAAAAUCUGUUGCCAAACUUCAAGAUGAAAGAACUGUGAGGAAAAUUUGUGCCCUUGAUGACCACGUCUGCAUGGCUUUUGCAGGACUGACUGCUGAUGCUAGAGUGGUAAUAAACAGAGCUCGUGUGGAGUGCCAGAGCCAUAAGCUUACAGUUGAGGACCCAGUCACUGUGGAAUAUAUAACUCGCUUCAUAGCAACUUUAAAGCAGAAAUAUACUCAGAGCAAUGGACGAAGACCUUUUGGUAUUUCUGCCUUAAUUGUAGGUUUUGAUGAUGAUGGUAUCCCAAGAUUGUAUCAGACAGAUCCCUCUGGUACCUACCAUGCUUGGAAGGCAAAUGCAAUAGGCCGAAGUGCUAAAACUGUUCGAGAAUUUCUAGAAAAAAAUUACACAGAAGAUGCUAUAGCAAACGACAAUGAAGCUAUUAAAUUGGCAAUAAGAGCUUUGCUAGAAGUUGUCCAGUCUGGUGGAAAAAAUAUUGAACUUGCCAUAAUAAGAAGAAAUCAACCUUUGAAGAUGUUUAAUGCCAAAGAAAUUGAAUUACAAGUAACCGAAAUAGAAAAGGAAAAGGAAGAAGCAGAGAAGAGAAAAUCAAAGAAGACUACCUAAUUCAUAGGAUGGCCACUCGGAGCAUUUAACAUUUUGUUGAAUUUUUAGAAUUACCUAGUGAAGUUUUAGAGGAAAUAAGUUACUUUGAAGCAUUACAUUACAUGCUGUUUUGAGAAUUCCAUGUUUGUAGCUAUUCCCAGUCUAUUCACACAGAUUAGUGUGAAGAUAUUUGAAAGGUCACUCCAGUAAUUGUUGAAAGUAACCAUAAUUCCACAUAAGCCUGUGACUAUAUAAGUUGUCCAGUUUGUUACUUUUCUCUGUUAUCUGCAAACUUAAUUAAGAAAAAAUUUAAUUCCAAAAAAAUUCAUGAUUUGGUAAAAAAAAGUAUUGACUGUCAGUUAAAGAUGUUAAAGUUAAAGAUUUAU